This is a messenger RNA of Amoebophrya sp. A25, 1608 nucleotides long. The record is from the annotation of a GenBank genome assembly. Lineage: Eukaryota; Dinophyceae; Syndiniales; Amoebophryaceae.
AGCUCCAGGCCCACCUGCUGAAAAGGAAAGUAGCAUGAUAAGAAUUUUUGGAAAUUUUUUUAGCGAAUUGCGCCCUUUGAGACGCUCCCAAAGAUGAAGUCAGAUGAGCCUCCCGCAAUGGUUUGUAUACUACAAUGCAUCUACAAGUACAAGAAACUAACAGGUUUGAUGAUACAUUGACUCACUGAUAUUAUAGACAUUGAAUGAUCGAUUCUGAUGAAGCGACACGUGAUUUGACUUGUUCUUUCUUUCUCUUCUCCUUCAGCGUUUUUGCGCGUCGUGAAUGGACAACAUGGCAUCUCCGAAAAAAAUUCAUGUCGUUGUCCGGAAUGCGCUUACCGGUGAUGUUCUGUCUCCUGUCGCAAGUGAUGAUGACAACCACGAUGAGACAGCUGGUGCACGCCGUUUCGGUGGUGAAGAUGUUGAAGAGCAUAGUUUUGUGCCGUUUUUCUGUACCUUCAAGCCUCGUACCAUGUGCGUGCGCGAUUUCAAGCGCCUACUGGCGAAAAAACUGACAUCGUUACUGCGGCAAGAAGCACAGCCGGGUGCAGCAGUAGACACGAUUCAACACGAGAACGUAAUUCUUGUCAAGGAGCACCCGCAGGAGGAAAAUUCAAAGUCGACAAAAGAUUCUGAGGGCGAGGAGGAUGUGGAAGCUGAAGAUGCUGCAAUGACAAUGGAAGCGGAGGGGAACAGCGAGACCGAUAUUGCCUCGGAUCCGUCUGCCGAAGAUGUGAAAAUAUUCAUAGAGGAUCGCUAUGCUUACCAAGCAAGCUCUGAAGAUGUGUCAGAAGAGAAUAAGCACGAGCAGAACGGUGGCCGAGGAUUGAAAGAGAAUCGCAAACACCUAGAAAGAACUAUUUCAAUCGCCUACGCUGUUCGAACCUACAAGCCCUUCGAGUCAAAGACAGCUUUGCAAAUCGCUAUAGCCUGUUACGCAUAUGCAUCUUUGUGUUUAUCGGAUCUGGAUGAAUUGAUCUUCAACAGAUUGCGGCGUUAUCCUUUUCUUGAUGUGCAGGAGCUCGACGAGCUUCGCCUGAGACUUCAACCGCAUGCGGCGCACGCGUGGAGGAGUGUCAUCUUGGCUAACUACGGCCCAGUGCGAAUUUGGAAUCUUUCGCAAGUAGAGGACCUCACUUACCUAUUCCAGAAAGUUGAUGACCCUCUGACCUACCAAAGAUUAAGGGACAAGGCAAGUGCCGAGCAAAGGGAAGCGCAUAAAGCGUGGCUUGUUUAUGCGCAGGGAGACUAUGACGACCUCACGGCUUGGCGCCUCGACGCUAUUUUGGGCACGUUCAAGGAGGCAUUUGCGAGAGAGGACAUCGCAGCAUGGAACGUUACCGGAGUAAAAUUAAGCGUCAACUUCGUAACUUAUUUUUACAAGUCCUGCUCAACUUCAUCUUAACUCAUUUUUACAAGUCAGUCCGUACUCUUUUCGGAAAAGAAGGAAGCAAGAAGUGAUAUAUAAGUACACUUGGCGCGCUAAUGAAAAACUUGGAUGGGAUGUUCCAUGGCUUCGCCAACUUCGAUGCUGAUCUUGUUAAGGCUCCCGCCAAUUCUCAUCUCUGGCUGCAUCCCUGUAAAGAAUUCUAGCCGAUGAAUAUUCGU